Molecule: messenger RNA, 3054 nt
Organism: Miscanthus lutarioriparius
Lineage: Eukaryota; Viridiplantae; Streptophyta; Magnoliopsida; Poales; Poaceae
Source: the annotation of a GenBank genome assembly
AUGGGCGUUGUAGCUCAUCUUGAAGGAUACAAAAUGCUUAUUGAUCUAAAGGCUACUCUUCGCCAGAGUAAUCUGAACCCUGAAAGACCUGAUGUGAAUCACAUGAGGACUCUUGAUUCAAGUAUUAAACGUAAUUUAGCAAUUAUCAAGAAGCUUAAAGUGAUAAAUGAUGAAGUGAAGGACGGGUUAAUUGAAGAAUUGAAAACUGUAAACUUGAGCAAAUUUGUCAGUGAAGCAGUUUCUUACAUUUGUGCUGCUAAGCUUCGUUCUACUGACAUACAAGCUGCAGUUCAGUCUGGAGAACCGGAUUUAGACAAGAAUGCAGGAGCCUUGAAGAAGCGAAGCACACUAAAACUUCUAAUGGAACUGUAUUUUGUUGGAAUUGUUGAAGAUGCUAAUACUUUCACCACCAUUAUAAAAGAUCUUACAUCACUGGAGCAUUUGAAAGACCGGGAAACAACUCAGACAAAUUUGUCUCUCCUUGCUAGUUUUGCUCGCCAAGGAAAGAUUUUUCUUGGACUGCAACAACAAGGGCAAGAUGCUUAUAAUGAGUUCCUCAUGGACCUCAAUAUUACUUAUGAUCAGAAGAGGUUCUUCAAGAAAGCCUUUUACUCUUACUAUGAUGCAGCAAGCGAACUUCUACAGUCAGAACAUGAGUCUCUUUGUGUGAUGGAGUCAGAAAAUGCAAAAAAAUUGAAUGCCAAAGGAGAACUAAGUGAUGAAAAUACUGCAUCACAUGAGAAGCUUCGAAGAUCUUUCAAUCAGUUAUUGCAUUGUGUUUCCUCUUUAGCUGAAGCUCUUGAUAUGCAGCCUCCUGUUAUGCCAGAAGAUGGACAUACAACUAGGGUUACCACAGGCACUAACUUACCUCCUUCUGGGAAAGAAUCCUCUGCAGUACAACUUAUAUGGGAUGACGAAGACACGAGGGCUUUCUAUGAAUCUUUAUCUGAUCUCAGGAGUGUUCCAUGCAACCACAGACUGAAGUACAAGAGAAUGGUGAAACUUCUGUCUCUGAACAUCAAACUGACAGAAUGGCAAAUGAGGAACCCAAGAAUAGAGAGAACACAGAAACAGAAAGAUUGGCUAAAGAAAAAAUCAAGAAAAGAUGGUGCUGAAAGAGAGAAAGUAGAGUUUUGCUACCUGAAUUCUAAAGCAAACAGGAAGAAACUUGUGCGAGCCUUAUUCAGUGUUCCAAGGACUUCUUUGGAACUGCUACCUUACUAUUCUCGAUUAGUUGCCACAUUGUCCCCAUUUAUGAAGGGUCUUCCAAGUAUGCUAUUGUCGAUGCUUGAAGAGGAGUUUAAUUUUUUGAUAAACAAGAAGGCUUGCUUAGAUGAUUUCACUCAUCAUAACAUUGAUGUGGCCUGCAAUCUUCUGGAGACCUGUGGAUGUUUUCUUUAUCGUUCACGAGAAACUACAAUUCGCAUGUCAAACAUGUUGGAGAUACUGAACAGAUUGAAAAAUGUCAAGAAUUUGGAUGCACACCAUACCACACUUGUAGAAAAUGCCUAUUACCUAUGUAAACCUCCAGAAAGAUCUUCCAGGGUAUCUAAAGUUCGACCACCUCUACAUCAAUACAUAAGGAGGUUACUUUUCUCAGAUCUCGACAAAACAACUGUUCAACAUAUUCUUCUUCAGUUACUCAAGUUACCUUGGGCAGAGUGUGAACAGUACAUUGUGAAGUGUUUUCUUAAGGUCCACAAGGGAAAGUAUAGCCAGGUUCACCUUAUUGCUCUACUCACUGCUGGUCUUAGUCGCUAUCAUGAUGACUUUGCUGUGGUUGUGGUAGACGAGCCACAAGUCAGCAGUCAGCACUCACCAUCAGGCAUCAGCAAGCAGCAGUUACAGCAAGAUUUGCUCGAUCCCCUCGAAGAUUUUUUCAGGAUCAGGCUGGUCAUUACACUUUUACAGACUUGUGGUCACUAUUUUACCAGAGGCUCUUCAAAAAGAAAGCUUGACAGUUUUUUGCUAUUGUUCCAAAGAUAUGCUCUCAGCAAAGGGCCGUUACCACUCGAUGUAGAAUUUGAUGUUCAGGAUAUGUUUGCUGAGCUGCGACCCAACAUGACGAGGCAUUCAUCUCUGGAAGGAUUGAAUAAUGUGCUAGUUGAGCUUGAACAAAAUGAGCACGUGGCUGCAGCCAGGAAAGGUGGAGAUGAAAGUCACUGGGACAGCGAAUCACAGUCGAAACAAUCUGAGAAUGUUGUAUUUGAUGCCAAUGACAAGAUGACAGCAAAUAUAUCCAAGAAAAAUGGUAGGGACCAUGAAGAAGCACCAAACGGUGAGGACUCCACAGAUAGCACAAGCAGAUAUCGGAAUGGUCAUGAAGAUGAGGAAGAUUUUCCGCGUGAAGAGAGAUUGGAUGACAGGCUGGAAAAUGAAGAUCGCAUUGAGGACAUUGCUGUGCCUGUUGGUUCCGAUGAAGAGGAAACUGUUGAGGUUCGAAAAAAGAAGGUGCAAGUUGACCCUAAGGAUCAAGAAGACUUUGACAGGGAGCUGAAAGCCAUUCUUCUGGAAAGCUUGGAGUCACGUAAGUUGGAGCCAUCCAGGCCCACUGUGAACAUGAAGGAACCAAUGAGUACUUUCAAGGGGUCAAAGGACCUGAUGACUACUGAAGCAGCUGACAAAGAAAACGUGUGUGAUGAGUUAGUCAAAUCCGGAUCCGGUGGUGCUAGCGAGGUGUGCUUCAAGGUGCUUGUGAAGAAAGGGCAUAAGCAGCAGACAAAGCAAAUGCUCAUCCCGGGGGACUGCCCACUGGUGCAGAGCACGAAGCAGCAGAGUGCCGCUGAGCACGAGGAGAAGCAGAACAUCAAGCGGAAAAUUCUUGAAUACAGCGAAAGGGAGGAAGAACUGAACGCAGCGUCGGCGCCGGGAAGUGGGAACGGGGGUCAAGGAGGAAGAACUGACGAGACUCCUGCUGCUGGUCAUGUUACCUGGGACGGCCCAAGCAGAGGUGGUGAUGUUCGGCAGCAUUACUGGGUCGCUGGUGGGUUCUCUCUACCCCAGGAAAGAGCCGCCCCAAUCAGAUGUCAGGAUGCAUAUGGGCGCAAGAUCUGA